AUGCCCGAGGAUGGUCUGCCUGAACCGCCUUUUUACUACGUAGCACUGGCAUUGCUUGCCGGUGGUCUUACCAUUUGUUUUAUAUCAACGCUUGGCAUAUGGGCUACUUACAUGCCUGGAUAUAUUUUGCUGACCAUUUAUUUCUUGGUAGUGUUAUCGCUACUACUAUGCGAAUGUGCGGGCGGGGUUCUGGCAGCAAUAUGGCCGCGAUGUGUGGGGCUACAGAGCGCUAGAGGAGGAGCCGUUGGCGCCUUGCAAGCUUAUUACGCAGUCCCCGAUUAUGAAGAAUUUACAGCUGCAGUAGAUCUUGCCCAGACAUACUUGCAGUGCUGCGGGAUGAGUGACGCGCGUAAUUACGACAUGUCGGUAUGGCAACUCCGAAGACUUGGUCCUCGUGGCUUAUCGGUCCCGUUGAGUUGCUGCGUACAGAUAACCGAAGACGUUUCAUACCUUAAUCCCAUGCCCGUCAAUCAGUCUCGCUGCCAGGAUAUACAACCCAAUCCACCAUACAGGCAUGCACCGGGCUGUUUGGGAAAACUCGAAGACUGGUAUCAAGAGCAGUAUAUAAUUUUUAUGCUAGCCUUGUUUGUGAUGGCAAUUUUUAAACUUGGCAUUCUAUUGAGCACCGUAUUCUCAUGCAUUCGUUUGCGAAAACACAGGCAGUAUAUACGAUCUUAUAUCAUGAAGAACACGGAUAACAAAACCAAUCAAAAUAUUUACAACAGAAAAAUUACGGCGGCUCACGAUUCGCCGAUCACUUCUAAGUACAUUCAACCCAACAAUUACUACAGCCCAAGAGUACGCAAUCCGAAAAUUUUUCAAGGAAAAUCAAAUGAAAUUGUAUGA
Messenger RNA from Parnassius mnemosyne (clouded apollo), 846 nucleotides. The record is from the annotation of a GenBank genome assembly. NCBI's taxonomy places the organism in Eukaryota, Metazoa, Arthropoda, Insecta, Lepidoptera, Papilionidae.